AUGUCUCGCGCCGCCACGUCGCAACGACAACAACCACAGGCCCGGCACCGGCGCGCAAAGCACGGCGACGACACGGACGGCGUCCGCGCGGGCCUCCCGCCGCCGGCCACGGCUCACGACGCGCCGCUCAAGUGGAACUCGCCGCGGGGCAACAUUGCCCGCCUCGCCUUUGCCUUUGUCUCCUUCAUGAUUGCCGGCAUGAACGACGCCGCGGUGGGCGCGCUCAUCCCGUACCUCGAGGAAUGGUACCACCUCAACUACACGACUGUCUCGCUCAUCUUCCUCACACCCUUUGCCGGCUACUCGGCCGCCGCGCUCGUCAAUGCCACCAUCCACUCAAGGUUUGGCCAGCGCGGCAUCGCCGUGGCCGCCCCCGUCUGCCACAUCAUCACCUACGUCGUCAUGGCCCUGCACCCGCCGUACCCCGUCAUCAUCGUCAUCAACAUCAUCGCGGGCUUUGGCAACGGCCUCACCGACGCCUGCUUCAGCUCCUACCUGAGCCAGUUUGAGAACCCCAACAGCAUCCAGGGCCUCCUCCACUCGUGCUACUCGGUCGGCGCCCUCUUCAGCCCCUUUGUCGCCACUAGCCUCAUCGUCAAGGCCUCCCUGCCCUGGUACACCUUCUACUACAUCAUGAUUGGCAUCAGCGUGCUCGAGUGGGCCGGCCUCUCGGCCGCCUUCUGGAGCAAGACGGGCGAGGUCUACCGCCUCGAGCACCCGCGCACCUCGGAAGGCUCCGGCAGCCGCACCCGCGAGGCCGUCCGCUCCAAGGUCACCUGGAUCUGCACGGCGUAUCUCUUCACCUACAUGGCCAUCGAGGUGAGCCUGGGCGGCUGGGUCGUCACUUUUAUGCUGCGCGUUAGGGAGGCCUCGCCGUACGACGCGGGCAUCUCGGGCACGGGCUUCUGGCUGGGCAUGGCCGUGGGCCGCGCCGCGCUGGGGUUUGUGACGGAGAGGUUUGGCGAGCGGCUGUGCGUGACGGUCUACCUCGCCUUUGCGCUCGCGCUGCAGCUCGUCUUCUGGCUCGUGCCCCAGUUCGUGGUCAGCGCCGUGGCCGUCGCGCUCCUGGGCCUGUUCCUGGGGCCCAUUUUCCCGGGAGGCGUCAUGAUGGCGGCCAAGCUGCUGCCCAAGCACUUGCAUGUCAGCGCGCUGGGGUUCGCCAUGGCGAUUGGCGGCACGGGGGGAACCAUCUUCCCUUUCGCCAUUGGUGCCAUUGCCCAGAGCAGAGGCGUGCAGGUGUUGCAGCCCAUUGUGCUGGGUCUGAUCUGUGUUGUCGGGUUGCUCUGGCUGAGCUUCCCUCGUGUCCAUAAGCGGGAAUAG
Molecule: messenger RNA, 1320 nt
Organism: Microdochium trichocladiopsis
Lineage: Eukaryota; Fungi; Ascomycota; Sordariomycetes; Xylariales; Microdochiaceae
Product: major facilitator superfamily domain-containing protein
Exons: 2
Coding region: 1-1320 (439 amino acids)
Biological process (GO): transmembrane transport
Cellular component (GO): membrane
Molecular function (GO): transmembrane transporter activity
Source: RefSeq, a predicted model, not a curated record